Messenger RNA from Colletotrichum tamarilloi, 1098 nucleotides. RefSeq lists its product as uncharacterized. The transcript is spliced from 2 exons. The record is from RefSeq and is a predicted model, not a curated record. Lineage: Eukaryota; Fungi; Ascomycota; Sordariomycetes; Glomerellales; Glomerellaceae. The coding region runs from base 1 to 1098 and encodes 365 amino acids.
AUGGAUCCUUCGACUGAAUCGGCUGACCAAGGCAUUGCGAACAUCAUCUGGGCAAAUCUUGCUGGAGAGACUGCUUCAUCGACGCAUCGGUCGCGAAGCGUAAAGCUUUCAGAAUAUUACGCAAAUCGAUUACAAUCUGGCAGACCUAGAUGCGACGAUGCAGAAGUACGGAGAGCAAUCAAGCAGUUCAAAUCAGAUCCAUUGACAACGAAGAGGUCAAUUCUAAUCGAUCAUGGAGGCAUCGAAGUGGUUCUCGACUGUACCGUGCGACUGAUGUUUAUGACUGCAUGCCAGGUUGAGAGCACCGCACUCGGCAGCUACUAUACACACGAAUGGAAGGAAGAUCAGUCACUGGUGGCUUUCCUCGGACGAGUUUACCGACAGGUAUUUGCUGGAGGAGUACCCGAACAACCAAUAAGUACGACGAAUCUCAGCGCCCAUAUCCUUUCCAAGAAAGCCGGGAUCGAGAUUAGAUCCGCCGAUACGAUGUCGGAUCACCUAUGUUUGAUUCAAGGGGUAGGAUACAAGACAUUGUUGGUAUUCAACCAUCGUACAUUCCUUGAGCACAGUAUAGAAGCUUUGAAGGCCGAUCGGAAGGAUUUGAGUCAUUCUUUUUCGGAAGCUGUAUCCCUUGGCUGUUUACAUCCGAAGCUCCUCGAGGAGACACUCAGAACCCUCGACCUUCUGUUUCCCACAUUCAAUGACCGACGAUCCCGGCGGAUAUUGGAGAAAUGGGUGCAGCGGGAAAAUCUUGAUCCAGCCAUCUUAGAGCCGUGCGACCAUUUGCUUGAUAUAUCAACUAAGUGUGAGACACCAGAAGAUCUUCACGCAUUGUACACGGAGUACCCGCACUGGGCCCCACGGCUGGCCUGUUUGCUGAAGGAGGUCGACGACCCAACCCCGACAACAAGGUGGGAGCGCUACGCAGAUGAGAGAAAAUCCCCUCGGCACAUGUACAAGUGCGCUCUCGCCGCAUUCAUCGUUGCAGCCAUCUUCGGUAUUCUUGCGACGGUGUUGGCAGCAGUACAGGUCUGGAUAUCGUAUUGUGACUGGGUGAACGAUCCGGAGAGGCCCUUGUGCAAGGUGAAGAAGACUUAG